AUGUCGACCGCACCCGAGUAUUAUAUGGGCACACAGGGUUUUGAUGGCUCUUGGACUGAGAGCAACAUUUCCGAACUCGUCGCUCAGCUCGAUGUGGCCAACAUCAAGCACUAUGACACUGCAGCGCUGUACCCAAUUACCAACCCCGGCGGAGCCGAGAGCUUACUCGGAAAGGUUCGACAACCAGACUUCGUGAUCGAUACCAAGCUCCUUUACAGACCAGAGGCCCUCCGGAAAGGGAACAUGGAAGAGUCGAUUCGCAGCAGUCUCCAGAAUCUCGGUGUCCAGCAGGUGAACACCCUCUACGCCCAUGCACCCGAUCAGAGUGUACCGCUCGUCGACCAAGCCGCGAAUUUUGAUGCUCUUUAUCGAGCGGGCCUCUUUCACCAACUCGGCCUGUGCAAUUACUCGGCCACGCAAGUGAAAGAGUGGAUUGAGAUCGCGACUGAGAAGGGCUACACCCUUCCCAGGGUCUACCAAGGCCAGUACAACAUCUUCUGUCGCCAGUAUGAGAAAGAUUUAUUUCCCCUUCUGAGGACGAACGGAAUUAAGUUCGUCGCCAACUCGCCUCUGGCUGGUGGCUUCGCCACUGGCAAGCUAACUCUCGCAAAAGAUGCGGAGCAACUAGUGGGCACUCGUUUUGAAAAGUCUAAAGGAAAUUUGAUGGGUGGGCUUUAUCGAAUGUGGUACGAUAAACCCCUGUUCCAUGAUGCUGUGAGGAAGCUCCAGGUUGCAGCAGCGGAAGUGGGAGUCCCGAGCAUCGCCGAGGCUUCGUUGCGCUGGCUACUUUUUCACUCUGGCCUGACUAGCACCGAUGCAGUAGCCAUAGGCCCAACCAAGAUUAGCCAGCUUGAUGGGUACCUGACGGCGCGUGAAGCGGGUCCUCUGCCGGCGGGGCUUGUGGUCCAAAUAGAAAAGGUGUAUGAUGACACCAUGCGAACAGAAGCGGCUCCACUAGUGGAGAUCGGUUGGUGGUCAGUGUAA
Messenger RNA from Penicillium malachiteum, 984 nucleotides. Its product is annotated as Aldo/keto reductase. The coding region runs from base 1 to 984 and encodes 327 amino acids. The transcript is spliced from 2 exons. The record is from RefSeq and is a predicted model, not a curated record. Lineage: Eukaryota; Fungi; Ascomycota; Eurotiomycetes; Eurotiales; Aspergillaceae. Gene Ontology annotation, cellular component: cytosol.